AUGGACCUGGUCAUCACACAGGAGCUGGCCCGCGCAGAGAGCCGCCAAGACGCAGAGGCCCUGGAACGAGCCUACCAGUUGAUCAAAUCUGCCAACCUGGGGAAGUCUGAGUUUGACCCCUCAGAAAGCUUCAGCCCAGACCUGUUUGUGCUGUGUGCAGAGCAGGCUCUCAAGAUGGGACGGCCAGAGGUGAGCGAGGACUGCAUCCAGAUGUACUUCAAGGUGAAGGGACCCGUCACCCAGUUUCUGGGCCGAGCACACCUGUGCAGGGCCCAGUUAUGUGCCCCACAGUCCGUGAACAACCUGGAAGAAUUUGAAAACUGUGUGACUCAGUACAUGAAGGCUAUAAACUUUGCCAAAGGAGAACCGAGGUAUUACUUCCUGGUGUUCAAUGCUUCGGUGCUGUACUGGCACAUGGUGAGGCCCUUCCUCAUCCCAGGAUACCACCACUUGGUGAUCCCCAGCCUCGCCCAGAUUGUCAGUGUGUUAAAUCAGACAGAGGAGGAAGACAAGGAGUGGCGAGCCGAGCUGAUGAUGGAGCUGCUGGACUGCUACCUGGAGGCGGGGAGGAAGGAGGACGCCGCCAAGUUCUGCACCACAGUGGCACCCUUCAUAAAGGCCAACGUGCCACACAAGUACCGGCAGAUCUUCUCCCUCAUGAUUCGUCAUGAAUUAAUGGAUGAGCUCCAGUUAAGGGAAGAAAAGAAGAGUUCCAUCAACCUGUCCGUCUCCUUCCUCAUCAACACGCUGAAGGCAAAACUGGAUAAAAAUGAAGUUCCAGAAGACUUCAGUGAAAGUCUGACAAAAGCCUAUAAAAAUUUAAGUCAGUACGAUCACGAGCAGUCUCCUGCAGCCAAGGAAGAAAAGAUGUCUUUGCUUUUUGAAUUAGCUCAUCUUUCUCUGGACCUGAAAUGUGAGGGGAUAGCCUCUGACUGCAUCUCAGAUCUGAGUGAAAUCGAGGACAAAGACUCUGUAAAGCCCAUUGAAAUCGAAUGUCUGGAAUGUGAAUUGGAGGCUCUGAUCCUUGAAAGCAGAGUGAAGGUCUACCUCCGAGAUGCUGUGGAGGACCAGCUGGACAUCAUCAACAGGCUGGACCUGGUGCUGCAGCGCGCCGUCCGCCUGGGCGACCCCCAGGCCGUGCAGGUGGUCUGCACCACCCAGUGGAACCUCUGCCUGCCCCUGCUGCAGCACAGCCUGAGGCACCACCUCCGCAGGCCGCUCACCAACGUGGCCGACGUCCUGGAGAAGGUGGACAGUCUCAUGACCCUGCUACGCUGCCAAGUGCACAUGGAGCUGGGGCACAUGGAGGAGGACGCGGACCAGCUGGAGACGGCCAUGGAGCACCUGCGCAAGGCCUCGGCCCUGGACACGCUGGGCGUCUACCAGGACAAGCUCAGGAUGGGCUUCAACCGGAUGCACCUGUGCACCAUGCUGUACCACUCCCCAGAGCGCGCAGAGGACAAGGCCAACAUGGCCAUCCAGCAGGCCAAAAAAGCUACGCACCCCAAAGACAGUGUGAGGAAGAAGCGUGCGCUGCUGGUGAACGCAGGACUGGCCCUGGCCCCUGACACCUUCCAGAUCGUGCUGGACAGCGAGAACGAAGCCAGAGUUUCCAUUGGGAAAAUCAAGGGCCGGUUUUCCAGCCUGUGUGCAAAGGCCCGGCAUCACAUCAUCAGUGUGGACAAGGCGAUCGGACACCUGCGGCGCCUGGGGAGCGAGAAUGAGAAGGAGAGGAUUCAGAUUUGGACGGAGUUGGCCAAGGUUGCUCGGAAGCAGGGCGUGUGGGAUGUUUGCCGGGCCGCCUGCCGCUUCUGCCUCCUCUAUGACAACAUCAAAGCCUGGAAACCAUUGAGAAUGAGGCGAGCACGGAAGAGGAAAGGUACUGAAGGCUCGGCGCAUGACGUCCUGGGCCCGGCUUCCACCAGUCAACAGAAGCACGUUUCCCAGGACCUGCUGAGGAAGUUCGCGGAAGUGGGGUUCAUCAGUGGCGAGGCCACGGUCCACUUGCUGCGUUCAGAAGGUGUGGAGCUGAAUAACCGGGCCAUUCCCCCUGAGGACACCAGCCAGCACCCAGCUGGCUACGUGCCGGAGCCCCCAGACACCAACCCAGAAUGGAUCGCGUACAGAACCUGGAUAGAAAACCUGUCCCAGUAUGCCAUGAAUAGCUGGCUGCGCUCUGCGGACAUCGGGCAGGAGAUCGGGGAGGCCUGGAUUGUGCAGAACGCCGCUGUCUAUAUCCUGAACCACAACCACCAUCUCAUCACAGCUAGGAGGCAGAAGGAGCUGGUGGAAGCCCUGUCCCACCUCCUGCGGGCGGUCAAGGUCACCGGGCACAGUGGGGACCCUGUCAUGUUAACCAUGCUCUGCAACACCCUGGCUCGGGGACUCAUCAUCAGCUGGAUUCCCACCCAGACGCCCGAAAAGUUGAAGAAGGGGAUGCGGCCAGUUAUGAUUCACACUCCAUCCGACUCCUCUGAGAUCAAAGAGGCCUUGGAGGUCUGCGAGUUUGGGCUGACCCUGACCAACGGCAGCAUGCCCGAGGAGGUGGUCCCCAUCAACAUGCGGCAGCAGCUCAUCGCCACCUGGGUGAAGGCCAAGCAGCUGCUGCAGCAGCAGAUCGGGCUGCGGCUGGGCGUGGAAGAGGGUGCUGAUGACGACAUCAGCUGCAUGACCCGAGUUCUGGUGGCCAUUGAGAUGUACUCCUGCAAUGGGCUGGGCCUCAUGGACUUCAACGUGCCUCCUCUGGCCCAGGUAGUGAAAAUGGCUUCCGAGUGCAACUGGUCGGACCCCCUGGUGGAGCUGCAGACCCUCACCCGCCUGACCCACUUUGCCCACGCAUCUCGCGACCAUGACGUCACCCUGUCCUGCGCUCAGAUGGCCACGCGUAUAGGCAUCCGAUACCUGAGGAUGAUUGACAAGGUGGAUGUGCCGCUGGUGGCUGAGAUGCUGUGCACGGCCUCCUGCAUACAGGGCCGGAGCAUCAUGGAGAACCUGAAAGGACGGAAGCAGCUGCGGCUGGCCGCGGCCAGGUCCUUUGUGGAGAGUGCCAAGUUUGGAGGCCUGGCAGGCAGCAGCGCUCUGGUGAUGCUGGCGGCCAGACACUACUGGAACACCUGGCUCCCGCUCCUGUCCUCGGCAGCCAACAGGAAGAAGGCCCGGGCCUCUGUCCAGAGGGUGAUCAGCAUCAUCAACAAGACGGAGGCCCAGAAGCCGGACAAAGGGAAGACCCUGCUCCUGCACCAGUGGCCCACAGCUGACUUCCAGGCCGGCUCCGUGGCUGAAGGCAACUUUCUGCCAGGUUGGUGGCUGCAGGGCCCGCAGGGCCACGAGGUCUGGGGGCUCUUGAUUUUCAAACACAUGGUCAUUGUGAAGGCCAAACUUGGGCAGAAUUUCACCAUGGAGAUUCAGAAGUUCAAGGAUGAAAGUGAAGACUACUUGGCACACAUGUGGCACCGCCUAGCCGUGAACUCCAAGAGCAUCCUGGGAGAGCUCACCUGCUACCAAAACGCCAUCCAGGCCCUGCAGAGGCCAGAGAGCAACCAGCAGAAGGUGGACUACAUCCUGGAGUUCAGCGAGUGGCUGUACCUCAGGCAGUUUCCUCUUGAAGAAAUCAUCGCCAAACUCACGUGGGCAAUUGGGCUCUUGCUGGCCAUGACGUCUACCCAAGACACAUCAGAGCCGGAGCCGGAGUCGGAAAACCUGGUCCACCACGCCCUGCGGGUGCCACGGACCUGGUCCACCACGCCCUGCGGGUGCCACGGACCUGGUCACCACGCCCUGCGGGUGCCACAGACCUGGUCCACCACGCCCUGCGGGUGCCACGGACCUGGUCACCACACCCUGCGGGUACCACGGGCCUGGUCCACCACGCCCUGCGGGUGCCACGGGCCUGGUCACCACGCCCUGCGGGUACCACGGGCCUGGUCCACCACACCCUGCGGGUGCCACGGGCCUGGUCACCACACCCUGCGGGUGCCACGGACCUGGUCACCACGCCCUGCGGGUGCCACGGACCUGGUCCACCACGCCCUGCGGGUGCCACAGACCUGGUCCACCACACCCUGCGGGUACCACGGGCCUGGUCCACCACGCCCUGCGGGUGCCACGGACCUGGUCACCACGCCCUGCGAGUGCCACGGGCCUGGUCACCACGCCCUGCGGGAGCCACGGGCCUGGUCACCACGCCCUGCGGGUGCCACGGGCCUGGUCACCACGCCCUGCGGGUGCCACGGACCUGGUCCACCACGCCCUGCGGGUGCCACAGACCUGGUCCACCAUGCCCUGCGGGUGCCACAGACCUGGUCCACCACGCCCUGCGAGUGCCACAGACCUGGUCCACCAUGCCCUGUGGGUGCCACGGACCUGGUCCACCACGCCCUGCGGGUGCCACGGACCUGGUCACCACACCCUGCGGGUACCACGGGCCUGGUCCACCAUGCCCUGCGGGUGCCACGGGCCUGGUCACCACGCCCUGCGGGUGCCACGGACCUCGUCACCACGCCCUGCAGGUGCCACAGACCUGGUCCACCACGCCCUGCGGGUACCACAGGCCUGGUCCACCACACCCUGCGGGUGCUACAGACCUGGUCCACCACACCCUGCGGGUGCCACAGACCUGGUCCACCAUGCCCUGCGGGUGCCACAGACCUGGUCCACCACGCCCUGUGGGUGCCACAGACCUGGUCCACCACGCCCUGCGGGUGCCACAGACCUGGUCCACCACACCCUGCGGGUGCCACGGACCUGGUCACCACGCCCUGCGGGUACCACGGGCCUGGUCCACCACGCCCUGCGGGUGCCACAGACCUGGUCACCACGCCCUGCGGGUGCCACGGGCCUGGUCACCACGCCCUGCGGGUGCCACGGGCCUGGUCACCACGCCCUGCGGGUGCCACAGACCUGGUCCACCACGCCCUGCGGGUGCCAUGGGCCUGGUCACCACGCCCUGCGGGUACCAUGGGCCUGGUCCACCACACCCUGCGGGUGCCACAGACCUGGUCACCAUGCCCUGUGGGUACCAUGGGCCUGGUCCACCACACCCUGCGGGUGCCACAGACCUGGUCCACCAUGCCCUGCAGGUGCCAUGGGCCUGGUCACCACGCCCUGCGGGUACCAUGGGCCUGGUCCACCACACCCUGCGGGUGCCACAGACCUGGUCCACCAUGCCCUUCAGGUGCCAUGGGCCUGGUCACCACGCCCUGCGGGUACCAUGGGCCUGGUCCACCACACCCUGCGGGUGCCACAGACCUGGUCCACCACACCCUGUGGGUGCUAUGGGCCUGGUCACCACGCCCUGCGGGUACCACGGGCCUGGUCAUCGCAAUCCUGGCCCGUGGCCUUAUCACUCUGUCAAAAGGAGGACAAUUAAUUCCAGAAAAGUCUGUAGCGGCGACCAGUUCACAAAUACUUUUGCCUAAAAAAGAGAAGGAGAAAGGCAAAGAGAAAGAGAAAAGUAAAGAGAAGGAGAAAGAAAAGGGGAAGGAGGAGAAGGAGAAGGAAAAGGAGAAGGAGAAGGAGAAAGAGAAGGAGAAAUGGAGAGAGAGCAAGCAGGUACUCAGUCCUGAGGGCAGCGGGUGGCCCGAAGAGUUACCAAGCAGCACCGAGGAGUGGGCCUCCUACAGCUGCCCCGAGGAGCUGCUGACCGUGCUCAGGCAGGACGACAGCGACUUCACGGUGAACGCAAGCAGCUUCCAGAAGCCGACAUACACGCUGUACUAUCUGGACCAGUUGGUGAAGGCCCUGAAGAAGAUGUUCCUCCAUGAGCUCACCGUCCCCCUCCUGCAGCUGGGGGUCCUCAUUGCGAACGCCGUGGUGGAGAGCAAGAGCCUCGCAAACCUCUACCACCUGAGGCUGGCCCAGGUCUGCUCUGACCUGCGGCUUCGUGACGCCGCUGCCUACCAUGAAGAGGUUGUUGGGCAGAUGUACAUCGGGGACACCGAGCAGGCCAGCUGCAGAAAAGAGAUUGCAUCUAAAAAGGAGAAGAUCAAGGAGCCCAUAGUAAAAGAAAAAAUGCCCAGUUUGAAGGGGUCGCCAGCACCAGUCCCUACUUGGAAGCCAGUGGAGAUAAAGCCACUGAUAGCCCAAGACAAGAUUCUGGAGAUAAACGGAGAGACUGGGAAGGGCCUGCAGGGGACUUCCUACCCCCUGCUGUGGACACUCAAGGCUGAAGUGCUACUGGACAUGGACCAGUUCCAGCCUGUGCGGCUGCUUCUGUCUGAGGCCCACCAGGCUUUCCAGGACCUGGAAGACCCAUGUGCACAGUCCCAGUGUCUGCUGCUCCUGGCACAGCUGGCCAACAAGGAGAACAACUACGGACGAGCGAGGAGAAUGAUCGAGAAGGCCCAGCAGCUGGGAGGGAGCGAGGAGUUCUGGUACAAGUCCACCGUGACCCUGGCUGAGGCCAUUCUGUCUUCAGAAGACACGGGGAAAGAAGUCUCGGUUUGCUGCCUGUAUCAAAAACUCAUCGAUGGCUUCAGAAUCCUCCAGAAAGAACGACCCAACCAGGAACCCAUGCUGGAGUUCUUCAUCUUGGACCUAGAGGCUAGGUGCGUGUACCUCCAGCUGAAGAUGGCCCAGGGCUCAGCCGCUGCCAGCGAGUCCCCGGAGGGCCUGUUCCUGCUGAAGGAGAUAGACAAGCACCUGGUGGACAUGGAGGAGAAGUGUUCCAACUGUGGGUACGAAACGGACUGCAUGAACGUGAGGAUUGCCCGUGCCAAGCUCAAGAGGUCGUGUGCCCGAAAGGAGAAAGACGAAGAACAGAAGAUCACCUAUUACCUGGAAGCCUAUGACGUGGCCAGAAGGGCCGUGGCUGAGGAGGAGGUGCUGUUCCACCGGGUUCAGGGGCUGCUGUCACUCCAGGACUUACAGAACGUGAACUCCCCGCUGAUGCGGAGGCUGGCGCGCCUCAAGCUCCGCCUGGGGAAGGCCUGCCUGGACCUCAUGCAGUUCAUGUGGCGGGAGAAGCUGGAGCGGCACCAGGAGCGCGGCUCCGUGGAGAAGCUGCUGGAGGACUUCAUGGAGAGCAGAGACGACUCUCCCAUCGGCCUGCAAUGGUUCACCCUGAAGCGGACCCUGGUGCACAUGUCGCUGGUGCAGCUAGAGAGCAUGCAGCCACUGUGCGUGGGCUGCGUGGAAAUCCGAGCCAAGUUCCUGGGCCUGGUCGGGAGAGCCCUGCGCCUGGUGGCGGUGCAGACAGACCCCGUGCGCUCCUCCUUCUGCUGGGAGGAAGGCCUCUUGAUGGGGGCCAAGGUGAGCCGGCUGCGAUCCCUGGAGAUGGAGGCCGAAAUAAAGAGCCCAGAGCCCUUCCCGCAGCCGCCAGCCUUCAAGGACGCCCCCAAGAAGCACAGCAAGAAGGCUGAGAGUCUGAAGAAGAGGAUGGUGAUGGCCCAGCGGUACCUGGCCCAGGCCUCGGAAGUGCUGCUGCAGUGCCUGCACACCGCCCUGGGCAACAAGCUCACAAAGAUCGCGGCCGCCGCCAGCCUGGAGAUGGUGGAGUGCACCGGCACCCUGGACCCCGCCACCACCUGCCAGUUUCUAGCUCUGUCCCAGAGUUGCUCAGCCUCGGAGAUGAUGCGGGAGGUGCUGCUCAAGGCCACGGCCAACACCAGCAGCUCACAGCUGGCAGCUUUGCUGCAGCUCCAGAGGCAGCUGAAGCAGCAGUACAAGACUUCCACCAGCCUGUUUGCCAGCAUGGAGCAGAAGCUGACCACCACCUUCAAGGCCUAUCAGAACCUCUGCGUCACUGAGCAGCACUUCAACUUCCUCAGCGAGAUUCCGCCCUCAGUCCAGGCUGUCUUCCUGCAUCACUCUCCAGACAUGUCCCGACUCUACGCGGCCGCCUACGAGAAGCCCAGGUCCAUGUCCACAGUCAAGGGCAAACUGCAGCAAGUAGGCGGGCACUGCAAAGUGAUGAAGAUGACGGUGAUCCCAGCGGCCUUCUCAGACCUGAUGGCCAAGUUCCAGCAGUUCCAGAAGCUGACCCAGAAUCAAGCUCGGGUACACGGCUGCGGUUUGUUGGGACAGGAUCUGGAGAGCCUGCCUGCUGAAGAGAGAGAACUCUGUCUGCAGAAGCUCAGCGGGGUCCUGGAGCCCAUGGAAGAUUACUUGCGGCCCAUCUUUCCCCUGCUGAACUUUCCAGAAGUCAGGAUUCCAAUUCCUGUGAUCGUGACUGAGCCAGGGAAGUCAAAGGGCAAAGAGAAGGAAAGGAAAGGGUCCAAUCCAACAGGUAGGUCCUCGGGGCUCCAGCCACAGCGGGCAGACCACACGAUCCUGAUCGCAGACAGGCACCUGCUGGAGCUGCCCCUGGAAGGCCUCUCUGUGUUCAACCAGGGCACAACCCAGUCUCUGUCCCGAGAAUUUUCCCUCCAGAUGCUGUGCAACCGCCUCCGUAAGGAGGAGACAGAAAGCAGCGUGAAAAGGGAGGGGAAAAGGAGAGACGCGAAGAAGAAAGGGAAGAGGGCAAAGGUAGGCGGCAGGGGCUCGCCCCGGAUAAUCCCUCCAAACUGUAUCCUCAUCCCCUCAGACGGCUUCAAGUUUGUCAUUGACCCCUACGGGGAAGCCCAGGGCAAAGAAGCCCUGGACCCUACUUUUGUGACCCAGGAAAUUUUGGAAAGAUUUCAAGAUUCGUUUACUGAUCAGUGGGAGGGGCACCUGGGCAACCAGAACUUUCCAAGCCAGGCCGACUGGGAGCAGGUCCUGUCCAGCUGCUGCGGCUUCUUCUUCUACGGCAUGGAGAGCUUCCUGGCCCACAUACUGGUGGAGAGACUGGUGGCCAUGAAUCUGCAAGAGUGCCAGCUGAUGGUCUUGCUGGACAAGACAACGUCCCACAAGAGCCGGCGGAGGAAGGUGGAGAGCUCCGAAAGCAAGAGGUGCUGCAGUGUGACCUUGGAUAAGCCCAUUGAGACCGCCAUCCUUCUGAGCCUGGUGGGAGUCAAGAGCAUCAUGGCCAACCAGUGGGCAGCACAGCUGGCGGACAACGCCCUGAGGGCCAACAUCCUGUGGGAAAACCUGCUGACGGUUGGCAAGACGGUUGGCAGAACCGUCUACCUCCUGCAGAAGAUGAAAUACGUUGAAAUGGCGACCGAAGCUGGGGACUGGGAGGGUGCCGGCUGGGCCCUCCUGGCGUUCCGUCACCCCGACGAGACUCCGUACACCACCGUGGAGGAGGUGGCGACCCCCCGGGUGGAGUCUCCAGACACAGAGCCGCACCCCAUGGCCCUCAGCCUGGUCCUGUAUGGGCUGCCCCACCAGGCCAUCAUAUGA
Molecule: messenger RNA, 9261 nt
Organism: Dipodomys ordii (Ord's kangaroo rat)
Lineage: Eukaryota; Metazoa; Chordata; Mammalia; Rodentia; Heteromyidae
Gene: Cfap46
Product: cilia and flagella associated protein 46
Exons: 60
Coding region: 1-9261 (3086 amino acids)
Biological process (GO): axoneme assembly; cilium movement involved in cell motility
Molecular function (GO): protein binding
Source: RefSeq, a predicted model, not a curated record